Apus apus (common swift) is the source of this 6254-nucleotide messenger RNA. Its product is annotated as claudin-22-like. Gene Ontology annotation, biological process: bicellular tight junction assembly; cell adhesion. Lineage: Eukaryota; Metazoa; Chordata; Aves; Apodiformes; Apodidae. The transcript is spliced from 2 exons. Bases 2216 to 2869 code for a protein of 217 amino acids. The record is from RefSeq and is a predicted model, not a curated record. Gene Ontology annotation, molecular function: structural molecule activity. Gene Ontology annotation, cellular component: bicellular tight junction; plasma membrane.
UGAAAUUUUCAUAAGAUCAGUAAGUUCCAAGUUAAUGCAUUUCAGACCUUGUUACCAACCAGGCAACAAGGCAAGUCUUACCUAUUUUUUUUUUCCACUGGAAGAACAGGGAUUGUUUUAUAAUCUUGCACAGAAUACUAUAAGGAAGCUUUGCUUGAAGUUAGUGCAUGGUUAACAGUGAGUUGCAGAACUUAAGUGGCAGAUCUUCCUGAUGAAGCAAUCUGAAUGCUUCUGAAUGCCAAAAUUUAAAGGCUGGCAUACUGCUCCAGCUGUGGCCAGCAUUAGUAAAAUGAACAGACUUCACAUGGCUGAUCUUGUGCUUCCAUGCUGGAUUGACUGUUAGAAUUAAGAGCAGAGAAGAAAAUGUUCAAAGUUCACAGACUAAAGAAGUGCAGUAGGCUUCCAGUAAUAGUCUGGCAGUAACCAUAAUUUAGAAGUAAAAUAAGCAUGUAGUCCUGAAUGAGCAGAAGCACUCCUGAGUGUAGCUGUUUACCAGAAAAAUUACUCAAAUGGCAUUAUGGAGUUUCUCAUUGAAUGUUGUGAUGAUUUCCAGAACUAGCUUUCUUGCUCUGAACAGAGAAAGAGAAGAGAAAUGACACUGCCAAAUAUGAAAAUGCAAUCUGGAGAUUGAAUGAAUACAGUUUUUUUUUUCUUCUUCUUUUGCCUAGUGGAUGGCCAAAGUUAGAGCCUUGCUUGCACAAGUUUGUUCCCAGUGUUGUCAGCCAUACCCUCAGUGAUUCCUGUUCUUGUGCAUGGUAACUUUUAAAGCUGGUAUAAAUUGCUGGAUGAGGCUGUUACACAAAUAACAUGGAAAUAGAUAAUAUUUUCUUAUGUUGGCUCUUCACAGCUUUUGACAAGAAAAAUACAAGGCUUGGAUAUUAAGACUCAAUACAGAAAUGAGGAAGACGACACUGUCUCACAGUGAAAUUUCUUAAUUAUACACUUCAGGAGUUUAGGAACAUUGAAAAGCAGUGUUAUGCUUUUCUAUCCCCUGAUAACCUGUUUUGAGCAACUGAGAAUUAAAAGAUGUCAAUGACUACACUAUUGCAUCUAGGGAAUGAAGUAAAAAAGAUGGGAAAGCAUCUCUGGGUCAUACAAGAUUGAAUGUGUUCACACUGCUCAGCUCCUUCCUGUACAGGGUGUGCUCUUGUAUCUGUUGAGGGUAAUAGCAGACAAAUGUUCUCAUUGCUGACCCAUCAGACAAGCACAAGUGUAGCUGAUAGGAGAGCAGGAAAAAAGCCGAGUUUCCUAAUGGGGUAAUGGCUUAAUGGUAUCUUGCUUUGAUCAGAAAGGUAUUAGGCAUUCCUGGCCCUGGGAGCAUUGAGUUCCAAAUGUUGUUAGACACUAAGUGUAUACACUGUGCCAUCUGGGAUGUGGGCUCUAGGAAAGGAGACACUGAGCUGGUGUAAGCUGCUACCAUGGUGUUGCUGAAGUCCUGGGGCAGGUAAAGUUUACGGUGGCUGAUGAUCUGCCUGGGUUCAUUAUGGUGGAGGGAUGUCUAGGAUUUCAUUUUCUACGGUACUUUGACCAUAUCCGUCUCCUUUUCCCCUUAAGAGUCAGUCAAAACAAAGCCCAUUUUAAAAGAAAUGAAUGUAGAAAAUGUGAAACAUAAGGAUCUUUCACAAAGCGUCUUUUACAGUGCUGGGGACAUAAAACAGGGCAGUGGAAGACAAGCCAUUAUGUAUGUUGAGGAAGUCUAAGAAUAAAGAUUAUAGGCAAACAGUCUACCUUUCUUUACAAGGCCUUGAUUUACAUCCCUGAAAUCUCAAAUUUAGCUAUUACAAUGAAGUCCUGUUGCACACAGAGCUGACUUUCUAUCACCACUUAAAAUCUAAUUAAUCCGUAUUGAAGCACAAAGAUUUCUGUUGUGUUUUAGGGUGAGGGGUCAUAGAGCCCUCUUUGUUCAUCCUCAGGCUUGUAAUCAUCAGGCAUUGGGAUAUAAUUUUACCAAGCAAAUUGGAAGGUAACAGAUCAAAUCCUUAUCGGAAAGCCUAACUCAUGGUUUAGUGAAGUCCUUCCUCCUUUAUGUGAAACUUUAUAUUCGUGAAGAACAAAAAAGUGUUUCAGAGCUGAAAAAGGGUUAAUAGCAAGGGCUUAUAUUUGGGGCAGCAGAGAACUAAAAUCAUCAUAGCUUCCACCAUCACUCAAGGUAGUAGUUGUUACAGAACUGCUGGGGAGACCUUCCUCCUCAAGCUUUUAGGACUCUGCUUUUAUAAUGGCCUUGGUCUAUAGACCAAUGAUGCAAUUAAGUGGCAUGCUAUUCUCUCUGUUGGGGUGGGUCCUAUCCUGCCUCACUACCUACUUACCCCAGUGGAAGAAUCUUAACUUGGAACUGAAUGAACUGGAGAUCUGGACCAUGGGACUCUGGCAAGCUUGUGUUGUCCAGGAAGAAGGGGGAAUGCAGUGCAAGGACUUUGAUUCCUUCCUAGCUUUGCCUCCAGAGCUCAGGAUUUCUAGGAUUUUAAUGUUUUUUUCCAAUGGAUCAGGGCUUUUGGGCCUCUUGCUCUCAGGAUUUGGGUUGGACUGUUUGAAAAUUGGUGAAAGACAACAGGAACAAAAGAAACGGCUGUUGCUGUUUGGAGGAAUACUCUUCUGGAUGUCGGGGAUUACAGCUGUUAUCCCAGUUUCUUGGGUUGCCCAUUCUACAGUCCAGGAAUUUUGGGACGAGAAUAUACCAGAUAUUGUCCCCAGGUGGGAUUUUGGGGAAGCGUUAUUUCUUGGCUGGCUUGCUGGUUUUUUCCUUAUAUUAGGAGGAUCCCUACUUAAUUGCACAAUCUGUUCAACUGAAGUCCAUCCAUCUUCGGGCCAUUAUACAGUAGCAGAACAGCAAGAUCAGUGUCAACACUUGGAAACUGAAACUAGGCCUUAAAAUGGAAGGUUUUAAGCCAUACAGAAAGACUGCCUUAUCUUUUUCAAACCCUAGUGCAAGCCAGAUGCUUGUUCCAAUAGUAAUUCAAAGGACUCUUUGUUAUCUAGCUGAUUUCCUAAACUUGUGUCUGUUUUCUCUGUAACUGGUAUUGGAAGUUGAUGUUUUCUGACCUGCAGGACAGUUUAAAACUUUGUUUCACAGCCAGAAUGCUGAAGUUCUCACAGACUGUGCAGAAAAGGUGCUUUUGCUUUCUUAGCUGCAGUGUAAAAUCCUGAAAAUGACUAUGCAUGCUCCCUAACAGCUUGGCUUUUAACCAAAAUAUGCUUCCUUUUCAUAUGUAACCAAUGAAAUGAGCCUCUAAGCUUGAUUCCCUGUUGCCAUUUUCCACUUGCCUAAUGCAGUGACACACAAGCUUGAGUUUUCACAUCCUAAACAGUCUAUAUAUAUAUAUGUAGUGCAUAAAAUAGUUUUCUGUGUACAGGGAAGUUGUUAUGCUAAGAAAACUGUUGCUUUCUGAAAUUCUAGCAAGCUUUGCAUAUGUCUUCUUGUGCCUGGGAUGUUACAGUGUGGGUGCUUCAUACCCAGGAAGUUGUGUUUUCCCAGUCUGGUACGUUAAGCUGCCCAUUUGAGUUCUUCUGGGUGUUUCUGGCACUUGCAUACUUUAUGUACCAAAAAUAGGCUGAGAAAUGUUGCUUUAAAAAAUACUUACAUUUUCUUCUUCUGAUACAGGUAUCGCAGAAUUAUGCAUCCUAUCAAAGGCUGCUUAAGCUCCAUUUGCUUAUAGCAACAUGUUGUUCUGAACAUGUAGCACCUUUGACCAUAAAUUAUAUUUAACUGCUCCCAAAACGGACACCUUCAUUUGCUCUAAGUAGAAGUGUGUCAAUGUGGUACUGAAACUUAAAGGUGAACAGUGAGAUGCCAAAACUAGCAGAACUGCUGUAAUGCAUUAGUAGAUAGCCGGAAAGUCAAGUGCAUGCCUUUCUUGAAAAACAAACCCACCAGUAAUGAAAAGUGAGCCCAGCUGUAGCCACACCCUCAGCAGCUGCUUUACCACUCCAUCUUCCUAUCUCCAAAACACUGCAGAUGGAAUCAAGCAACACAAAGCAGGAGGGGGAGGAGUAUUCCAUGCUUCAUAAAGCAUUGUUUUAACUUUCGUUUAUGUUCAGUAUGACAAAGAUUUGAGCAGAACAGUUUCUGCAAAAGCAAGCAGUGUGGUGCUUCUGUGGCUACUAAAUAUCAACUUGGCCCAGAGACAAGAGACUACAGUUAGUUGGAUUUCCAUUGUCUGUACUAGGAUGGCUUUUAACCAGUAACUAUUUACCAGACUUGGAAAAAUCUCAACUUAGACUUAAAUGUACAGAAGCUUUGGACCAUGGGACUCUGGCAAACCUUUAUAGUCCAAGACUUGGGAGGAACACAGUGUAAAAAAUUUGAUUAUUUCCUAGCUUUGCCUCUAGCAGUCAAGACUUACAGGAUUUUAGUAUCUACGUCAAAUGGAUUAGGACUUCUGAGGCUUGUGAUCUCUAGUCUUGGUUUGGACUACCUAAAGAUGGAGUAUACAGAGCAGAAGCUAAAGAAACCGCUGUUACUACUUGGAGGAAUACUCCUGUGUGUCCCGGUUUGACAAACGGUGACACUGUGGAUGUUUGGAGUUCUGGCUUUAGUCCCUGUUUCUUGGCUUACCCAUACUAUAAUCCAGGAAUUUGGGGAUUAAGACAUGCCAGAGAUUGUGCCCAAAUGUGAAAUGGGGGAUGCACCGUUCAGUGGUUGGUUUGGUGGAUUUUUUUAUCAAUCUAGGGGGAUCUCUACUCUUCUCCACAAUCUGCUUAUCCUCUGACCAUCAGUUACCAGAGCAGUGUGCAAUGGCAGACAUGCAAGACACCCAUCAACAUGCGGAAAUUGGACACAGAAGACUUUAAAAAGGGCAUGCAUGGAGACUUGACCAUAUUUUAAAUGGCAGAACUCUUGCUGGGGAUGCUUUAAACAAUGUCUUUUUUCCAAAAAUAGUAGCAGUUUAAGUAGUUAAACAGUUCAUAGUGCCAUUUCAACAUGCAUUACUAAUACAGUAGUACAACCUUGAAUGAAGUUCCCUGGACCUGUAUCACUUACGGAAAACUAGAUGUUCUCAUACUAAUAUCAUGUAGUACAAGAUGCUCCAUCAUCUGUGUGUGUAUGAGAGAGAAUGACUGAAUGUACCCCUGCUCAAUCCUCCUCUUGCUCUCCUCUCUCUCCAAGGAAAGCCACAGUUGACUCUGUUAAUUGCUACUGCAGUUUUUACUUAAUGAAUGUAAAGAACUAACUUCAAGUAUAUAACUUAAGCUAAGACUUGUCAGUGAUUGAUGUGAACUUUCUAUAAAUUACAAUGAUUUUACAUUGACAAAGCUGUAGCAGCAAAGAGCAUAUAAAGACAGAACAGCAAUAAAAGAAUAUAACAAAAACACUGGUCUGGAAAAGAACUUUGUUAAAAAAAUGUAUUUUCCAAUCACUGAAACACAUGGAAAGUGCAGAGACAAGUUAAUCUAUGUGAUGUACUUGCAUACUCUUACAGACAAAAUUAGAACAGAAACACAUUCAGAAUAUAACCUGAUUAAAUACUUAGUUCAGUCCUGAGCAUUUGAUAUUUAAUACAGUAUAAACAUAACAAUAGUAAAAAGAAAUAAUCUUAAAAUUACUUGAUUUGUGUUCUAUUACAAUUUCUGCUAAACUUUGCUCAUUUGGCUAAAUACUCUUGUACCAGUAAUAUUUAGAUUUUAAUAUGUGCAACUGCAGUGACAUUGGUACCUGAAAGCAGAACUAAUUACAUUCAUUAUACCCUGCUGUGCAGAGUAAUAUUUAUAAUUUUCAAUCGAUGAGGGGGAUAUUUGUAUGUGUUAUUUUAGCUUACUCUAUUGCGCAUUUCAAGUGUGAAUAAUCUGAAUUAGUAAAAAAACCCCUCCAAACCAAGAAUUGUUAAAAACAGCCUAUAAAUAGGUUCAACUUUACCAAUUUGGAAAACAAGGAGCAUGAAUAUGUUUGUUUCUCAUGUUUAAUGAGUUUUGUAAGCUAAAGCCAGCAAUACUUACAUUGUGAACUUGUCAUGCUUACAAAUGAGAUUAUAAUACUUUUUUUUUUAAUUAUCCAACAUGUGGGGAGAAACAGCUAAUCUGGCAAGAAUUUAGACAGCUCUAAAUAUCUUUCAUAAUAGCAUCCUUAUUGUCAAGUAUUUUUAUGUCCAGAACUGAACUAUAUUAAACAGAACAUAAAUAAGACUGUAAAUAAAUAAAAGAAAAAUCAAAGUACACCUCUAACAUCAUUCUACAAACAACUUAUAUAAUUGAAUUGAGAAGCUGAAACUGUCAACCUUCUUUUCACCUCUACAUUAAAUAAUUCCAGAUUUGUUUUUUUU